This is a messenger RNA of Eublepharis macularius, 6164 nucleotides long. It is a transcript of the gene MYH11, whose product is annotated as myosin heavy chain 11. The transcript is spliced from 42 exons. Gene Ontology annotation, molecular function: actin filament binding; ATP binding; cytoskeletal motor activity. Bases 142 to 5973 code for a protein of 1943 amino acids. Lineage: Eukaryota; Metazoa; Chordata; Lepidosauria; Squamata; Eublepharidae. The record is from RefSeq and is a predicted model, not a curated record. Gene Ontology annotation, cellular component: myosin complex.
CACUGAGCUUGUUUUCCUCUAUAUAGGGGGUUGCAGAGGCAGCAUGUGCUUGGACGGCCCCAGCUGUUAGCUGCUUGGGUUCCGGACUCUCCAAUACAUUUUCUGCCUUCAUCACCGGACCUCUGUGCCCAUUGAGCCAAAAUGGCCCAGAAAGGCCAACUCAGUGACGAUGAGAAGUUCCUCUUUGUGGACAAGAACUUUAUCAACAGCCCUGUUGCCCAGGCAGACUGGUCAGCUAAAAAACUGGUGUGGGUCCCAUCAGAGAAACAUGGGUUCGAAGCCGCAAGCAUCAAGGAGGAGAAAGGGGAAGAAGUGUUGGUGGAGCUGGCCGAGAAUGGGAAGAAGGCCUCCUUCAGCAAGGAUGAUAUCCAGAAAAUGAACCCUCCCAAGUUCUCCAAAGUGGAAGACAUGGCUGAAUUAACCUGCCUCAAUGAGGCCUCCGUCCUGCACAAUCUACGAGAGAGAUACUUCUCAGGCCUCAUUUAUACUUACUCAGGCCUCUUCUGUGUGGUGGUGAACCCAUACAAACAGCUACCUAUCUAUUCAGAAAAAAUUAUUGACAUGUACAAAGGGAAGAAGCGCCACGAGAUGCCCCCGCACAUCUAUGCAAUUGCCGACACAGCAUACCGGAGCAUGAUGCAAGAUCGAGAAGAUCAGUCCAUCCUCUGCACAGGGGAAUCUGGGGCUGGCAAGACGGAAAAUACCAAGAAAGUCAUCCAGUACUUAGCUGUGGUGGCCUCCUCCCACAAGGGCAAGAAGGACGUCAGCAUCACGCAAGGUCCCUCUUUUGCUUACGGAGAACUGGAGAAGCAGCUGCUGCAGGCAAACCCCAUCCUAGAGGCUUUCGGGAAUGCCAAAACAGUGAAGAAUGACAAUUCAUCUCGCUUUGGCAAAUUCAUUCGCAUCAAUUUUGACGUCACCGGCUACAUCGUGGGGGCCAACAUAGAAACCUAUUUGCUGGAGAAAUCCCGUGCCAUUCGCCAGGCCCGAGAUGAAAGGACUUUCCACAUCUUUUACUAUUUGAUUGCCGGAGCCAGCGAGCAAAUGAAGAAUGAGCUAUUACUGGAAGGUUUCAACAACUACACUUUCUUGUCCAAUGGCUACGUGCCCAUUCCCUCUCAACAAGAUGACGAGAUGUUCCAAGAGACCUUGGAAGCCAUGAGUAUCAUGGGCUUCAACGAGGAGGAGCAAGUUGCCAUGCUGAAAGUCGUAUCAUCUGUUCUCCAGCUUGGGAAUAUUGUCUUUAAGAAAGAGAGGAACACCGACCAGGCUUCUAUGCCGGACAACACAGCUGCACAGAAAGUAUGCCACCUUAUGGGUAUUAAUGUGACAGACUUCACCAGGGCAAUCCUAACCCCGAGAAUCAAGGUGGGGCGAGACGUUGUCCAGAAAGCGCAGACCAAAGAGCAGGCUGACUUUGCAAUAGAGGCGUUAGCCAAAGCAACCUAUGAACGUCUUUUCCGCUGGAUUCUGAGCCGGGUCAACAAGGCCCUCGACAAAACCAAAAGGCAAGGCGCGUCCUUCCUAGGAAUCUUGGAUAUCGCUGGGUUUGAAAUUUUUGAGGUCAACUCGUUUGAGCAGCUGUGCAUUAAUUACACCAAUGAGAAACUGCAGCAGCUUUUCAACCACACCAUGUUCAUCCUGGAGCAGGAAGAGUACCAGCGGGAAGGCAUCGAGUGGAACUUCAUUGACUUUGGACUGGACCUGCAGCCCUGUAUUGAGCUCAUUGAAAGACCCAAUAACCCCCCAGGCGUCUUGGCCCUGCUGGACGAGGAAUGCUGGUUCCCCAAGGCCACGGACACCUCCUUUGUGGAAAAACUGGUUCAGGAACAAGGCAACCACCUCAAGUUCCAAAAGCAGAAGCAGCUGAAGGACAAGACAGAGUUUGCCAUCAUCCAUUACGCAGGGAAGGUUACUUACAGUGCAUCUGCCUGGCUGACCAAGAAUAUGGAUCCACUGAACGAUAACGUGACGGCCUUGCUAAAUCAGUCCUCCGAGAAGUUUGUGGGGGACCUUUGGAAAGACGUGGACCGGAUUGUGGGGCUGGACCAAAUGGCGAAGAUGACGGAGAGCUCCCUCCCAAGUGCUUCCAAGACCAAAAAGGGCAUGUUCCGGACAGUUGGGCAGCUUUACAAGGAGCAGCUGACCAAGCUGAUGACCACCCUGAGGAACACGAGCCCAAACUUUGUCCGCUGCAUUAUCCCAAAUCAUGAAAAAAGGUCAGGGAAACUGGAUGCCCACUUGGUAUUGGAGCAACUCCGAUGCAACGGUGUCUUGGAGGGGAUCCGAAUUUGCCGCCAGGGCUUCCCUAACAGAAUUGUCUUCCAGGAAUUCCGCCAGCGCUAUGAAAUUCUUGCUGCGAAUGCUAUUCCAAAAGGAUUUAUGGAUGGGAAGCAGGCAUGUGUCCUUAUGAUCAAAGCCCUGGAACUUGAUCCCAACUUGUACAGGAUCGGGCAGAGCAAGAUCUUCUUCCGAACUGGAGUUCUGGCUCACCUGGAAGAGGAACGAGACCUGAAGAUCACAGAUGUCAUCAUAACUUUCCAGGCCCAGUCUCGGGGUUAUCUGGCCAGGAAAGCCUUUGCCAAGAGGCAGCAACAACUGACUGCCAUGAAGGUCAUCCAGAGAAACUGUGCCGCUUACCUGAAGCUGAGGAAUUGGCAGUGGUGGCGACUCUUCACCAAAGUGAAGCCGCUGCUGCAAGUCACACGUCAAGAAGAAGAAAUGCAGGCCAAAGAUGAGGAGCUCAAGUCAGUGAAGGAGAGGCAAAUAAAGGCAGAAAAUGAAUUGAAGGAGCUGGAACAGAAGCACAACCAGCUGUACGAAGAAAAGAACCUUAUCCAAGAGCAGCUUCAGGCUGAAACAGAGCUGUAUGCGGAGGCCGAGGAGAUGAGGAUCCGCCUGGCUGCCAAGAAGCAGGAGCUGGAGGAAAUCCUGCAUGAGAUGGAGGCCCGGAUCGAGGAGGAGGAGGAGCACAGCCAGCAGCUGCAGGCGGAGAAGAAAAAGAUGCAGCAGCAGAUGCUGGAACUAGAGGAUCAGUUAGAAGAAGAGGAAGCUGCCAGGCAAAAACUGCAGCUUGAGAAGGUCACAGCCGAGGCCAAGAUCAAGAAAAUGGAAGAUGACCUCUUGGUCAUGGAUGAUCAGAACAACAAACUGACCAAGGAAAGAAAACUCCUUGAGGAACGAAUAAGCGAUCUGACAACCAACCUGGCAGAAGAGGAAGAGAAGGCCAAGAACCUGACCAAGCUCAAAAACAAGCACGAGUCGAUGAUUUCGGAGCUGGAAGUCCGACUGAAGAAGGAGGAGAAAGGCCGACAGGAGCUGGAGAAGAUGAAGAGGAAACUGGAAGGGGACGCCAGUGACCUGCAUGAGCAGAUUGCUGACCUUCAGGCCCAGAUCGCCGAGCUCAAGAUGCAGCUGGCCAAGAAGGAGGAAGAGCUCCAGGCGGCCUUGGCCAGGCUUGAAGAUGAAAUUGGCCAGAAAAACAACGCUCUCAAAAAAAUCCGGGAGUUGGAAGCCCACAUUUCUGACCUCCAGGAGGACCUUGAUUCAGAACGGGCAGCAAGGAACAAAGCAGAAAAGCAGAAGAGGGACCUGGGCGAGGAGUUGGAGGCCCUCAAGACGGAGCUUGAAGACACGCUGGAUAGCACGGCCACACAGCAGGAGCUCAGAGCGAAGAGGGAGCAGGAGGUGACGGUGCUGAAGAGAGCUCUGGAGGAGGAGACUCGCACCCAUGAAGCCCAAGUCCAGGAGAUGCGGCAGAAGCACACGCAGGCGGUGGAAGAGCUGGCUGAGCAGCUGGAGCAGUUCAAGCGGGCCAAGGCCAACCUUGACAAAAGCAAGCAGGCCCUGGAGAAGGACAAUGCCGACCUGGGGGCUGAGGUCCGGUCACUCAGCCAGGCCAAGCAGGAGGUGGAACACAAGAAGAAGAAGCUGGAGGCACAAGUUCAGGAGCUGCAGUCCAAGUUCAGUGAUGGAGAGCGCGUCCGGACGGAGCUCAAUGAGAAAGUCCACAAGCUGCAGGCUGAGGUCGAAAACGUUACAGGGCUGCUCAACGAAGCCGAGGUCAAGACCAUUAAGCUCACGAAAGACGUGGGGACUCUGGGCUCUCAGCUCCAGGACACACAGGAGCUGCUCCAGGAAGAAACUCGGCAAAAGCUCAACUUAUCCACCAAACUUCGCCAGAUAGAGGAUGAGAAGAACAGCUUGCAGGAGCAGCUGGACGAAGAGAUGGAGGCCAAGCAGAACCUGGAGAGGCACAUUUCCACCCUGACCGUGCAGCUGUCCGACUCAAAGAGGAAGAUGCAGGAGUAUGUCAGCACCAUCGAGAGCGUGGAGGAAAGCAAGAAGAAGCUCCAGAAGGAAAUCGAAGGCCUCACGCAAGAGUUUGAGGAGAAAUCUGCUUCAUAUGACAAACUGGAAAAAACCAAGAACCGGCUGCAACAGGAGCUGGAUGACUUGUUGGUUGACUUGGACAACCAACGACAACUGGUUUCUAACUUGGAGAAGAAGCAGAAGAAGUUUGACCAGAUGCUGGCUGAGGAGAAGAACAUUUCUUCCAAGUAUGCUGAGGAAAGAGACCGGGCAGAGGCUGAAGCCCGAGAGAAGGAAACCAAAGCGCUUUCACUGGCUCGAGCCCUGGAUGAGGCUCUGGAAGCCCGAGAGGAGCUAGAGAGAACCAACAAGUUGCUGAGAGCAGAGAUGGAAGACCUUGUGAGCUCCAAGGACGAUGUCGGCAAGAAUGUCCAUGACUUGGAGAAAUCCAAGCGGGCAUUGGAGCAGCAGGUGGAGGAGAUGAAGACGCAGCUGGAGGAGCUGGAGGACGAGCUGCAGGCCACAGAAGAUGCCAAGCUGCGCCUGGAGGUCAACAUGCAGGCCUUGAAGGGCCAGUUCGAGAGAGACCUGCAGGCCCGGGAUGAGCAGAACGAAGAGAAGAGGCGUCAACUCCAGAAACAGCUUCACGAGCUGGAGACGGAACUGGAAGACGAGCGCAAACAGCGUACCCUCGCAGCAGCAGCCAAGAAGAAAUUGGAGGUUGACAUCAAGGAUUUGGAAGGCCAGGCAGACUCGGCCAACAAGGCCCGGGACGAAGCCAUCAAGCAGCUCAGGAAACUCCAGGCUCAGAUGAAGGACUUCCAGAGGGAACUGGAAGAUGCCCGCGCUGCUCGAGAAGAAAUCUUCACCACCGCUCGAGAGAACGAGAAGAAGGCCAAGAGCCUGGAGGCUGAGCUGAUGCAGCUGCAAGAGGAUCUGGCCGCAGCUGAAAGAGCUCGGAAGCAAGCAGAGCAGGAGAAAGAAGAUCUGGCUGAAGAGCUGGCAAGUUCUGCCUCUGGGAGGACAAGUCUCCUGGAUGAAAAACGGCGCUUGGAGGCCCGGAUCUCCCAAAUGGAGGAGGAGCUUGAAGAGGAGCAGAGCAACAUGGAAGCCAUGAGUGACCGCUUCCGGAAGGCAGUGCAGCAGGCGGAGCAGCUGAACAACGAGCUGGCCUCGGAGCGGGCCACAGCCCAGAAGAAUGAGAGUGCCCGGCAGCAGCUGGAGAGGCAGAACAAGGAACUGAAGGGCAAGCUGCAGGAGAUGGAGGGGGCCGUCAAAUCCAAGUUCAAGGCCACCAUCACAGCCCUGGAAGCCAAAAUUGGACAGCUGGAAGAACAGCUGGAACAGGAAUCCAGGGAAAAACAGGCUGCAGCAAAGACUCUGCGCCAAAAGGACAAGAAGCUGAAGGAGGUCUUGCUGCAGGUUGAGGACGAGAGGAAGCAGGCGGAGCAGUACAAAGACCAGGCUGACAAGGGUAGCACACGGGUCAAGCAGCUGAAGCGCCAGCUGGAGGAGGCUGAGGAAGAAUCCCAGCGCAUCAACGCCAGCCGCAGGAAGCUGCAGAGGGAGCUGGAUGAGGCCACGGAGAGCAAUGAGGCCAUGAGCCGGGAGGUGACGGCCUUGAAAAGCAAGCUCAGGGGGAACCCGGAACCUUCGCAGUGACUCCGCAGGCGUGGGAACGAGCCGGCCUCCUUUGCCCCCUCCCGACGCUCCGGAGGGGGCCGGAGGAUUGUCGAAAACGCCACCGAGGGCUCAGAGGAGGAAGCAGACGCCAGAGACGGAGAUUUCAACGGCACAAAAGCUAGUGAAUAAAACGUCACGCUUGCCAGAAAAAGUGCUGCAGCAACCCCCCC